AUGAGUGGAUGUGAAUGUGCUUCUUCGGAAAUGAGUGGAUGUGAAUGUGCUUCUUCGGAAAUGAGUGGAUGUGAAUGUGCUUCUUCGGAAAUGAGUGGAUGUGAAUGUGCUUCUUCGGAAAUGAGUGGAUGUGAAUGUGCUUCUUCGGAAAUGAGUGGAUGUGAAUGUGCUUCUUCGGAAAUGAGUGGAUGUGAAUGUGCUUCUUCGGAAAUGAGUGGAUGUGAAUGUGCUUCUUCGGAAAUGAGUGGAUGUGAAUGUGCUUCUUCGGAAAUGAGUGGAUGUGAAUGUGCUUCUUCGGAACUGAGUGGAUGUGAAUGUGCUUCUUCGGAACUGAGUGGAUGUGAAUGUGCUUCUUCGGAAAUGAGUGGAUGUGAAUGUGCUUCUUCGGAAAUGAGUGGAUGUGAAUGUGCUUCUUCGGAAAUGAGUGGAUGUGAAUGUGCUUCUUCGGAAAUGAGUGGAUGUGAAUGUGCUUCUUCGGAAAUGAGUGGAUGUGAAUGUGCUUCUUCGGAAAUGAGUGGAUGUGAAUGUGCUUCUUCGGAACUGAGUGGAUGUGAAUGUGCUUCUUCGGAAAUGAGUGGAUGUGAAUGUGCUUCUUGGGAAAUGAGUGGUUACACGCAUGCUUCUUAG
This is a messenger RNA of Sycon ciliatum, 627 nucleotides long. RefSeq names its product cadmium metallothionein-like. NCBI's taxonomy places the organism in Eukaryota, Metazoa, Porifera, Calcarea, Leucosolenida, Sycettidae. The record is from RefSeq and is a predicted model, not a curated record. The coding region runs from base 1 to 627 and encodes 208 amino acids. The transcript has a single exon.